Molecule: messenger RNA, 465 nt
Organism: Closterium sp. NIES-65
Lineage: Eukaryota; Viridiplantae; Streptophyta; Zygnematophyceae; Desmidiales; Closteriaceae
Source: the annotation of a GenBank genome assembly
AUGAUGGCGGCGAGCCAUAGCGGAGCGUCAGGGCACGCCAUUGCCUCCUCGUACAUGGUAGGAACGAAAAUGGAGGGAGCAGAGGAGAAGGCGAAGACAGAGAGGGAGGUGUGGAAGGCGCGGAUGACUGCUGGUGCCGCUGCUGGUGCUGUUGGUGGAGGCGUUGCCGGUGUCGGUGCUGGUACUGCUGCUGGUGCCGCUGCUGGUGCCGCUGCUGGUGCCGCUGCUGGUGCCGUUGCUAGUGCCGCUGCUGGUUCUGUUGCUGGUACUGUUGCUGGUGCUGCUGCUGGUGCCGCUGCUGGUGCCGCUGCUGGUCCCGCUGCUGCUGCCGAUGCCGCUCCCGCUGCUGCUGCCGCUGCUGGUCCUGCUGCUGCUGCGGCUGCUGGCGCUGCUGCUGGUGCCGCUGCUGGUCCCACUGCUGGUGCCGCUGGUGGAGAGGAGGUGGCUGAGGGGGCUGUUGCAUGA